CUCUCUCUCUCUCUCUCUCUAGUCUGGUUGGCGAGCUUGAAAAGCCAGACUAAAAAGCAAACCAAAGCGACGGUUAAGCUUGAACCACCCCUCAAAAAUCACCUUUUAUACUCCGCCGAAUGAGCUCUAAUUACAGCCGGCAACCGUAGAAGCUCAACCGGAAUCACGCAAGCCGGAGUUCAUACAGAAAUGACUCAAUCUGUGGUUGCCGAUGGAGAAAGUUCCGGCGACAGGACGGUGGUUGUUGGAGUGAAGUUGGACUCUCAGAGUAGAGAGCUGCUCACGUGGGCUCUGGUCAAAGUUGCUCAGCCUGGUGACCGUGUCAUUGCUCUUCAUGUUCUAAAUAACAAUGAAAUAGUGGAUCGUGAUGGGAAGUCGUCUCUACUCUCGCUGGUGAAAGCCUUUGACUCUGUCCUUGCUGUCUAUGAAGGUUUCUGUAACUUGAAACAGGUGGAUCUUAAACUUAAGAUCUGCAGAGGUCCAUCAAUCCGAAAAAUUCUAGUUCGAGAAGCGAAAUCUUACUUUGCUACUCAGUUUAUACUGGGAACUGCUCCAAAACAUGCAAUCCGGUCAUCGGCCUCUGUGGCUAAGUACUGUGCUCGGAAAUUAUCAAAGGAUUGUGCAGUUCUUGCUGUUAAUAAUGGGAAAAUUGUGUUUCAUAGAGAAGCUUCUUCUGCCCCUCAUGUCAAUGGAAAAGGAACUGAAGAUCAGCGCCGGAAUGGUUUACUUAAUGCAAUUCAAAGAUCAUUGAGUAAGAAUGCUAAAGUCCCAAAUGAUGACAGUGUGUUGAAGCCAAGGGCAAUAUGUGAUCUAGGCAGUUCUGGGAAUUUGGAGCUGUUAGUGAAAGCUGGCUCUGAUUGCACAGAGAGUGCCUUGAAACAGAAUUGUUCCAUAUGUUCAGGGGACUCUGUUUUUUCUGUUAAUUCUUGCGCCCAAUCAACAAAUAAGUCUUCUGCCAAUGAUGAUGAAGACAACUCUAUGGCCAUAGUGCCAGUACAGAAGCUAGAGGCUGCAUCUAGUUCAAUUUCUCUCUUGAUAAGAGAAUUGCCCGAACUGAAACCUGGUUGGCCACUUCUUCGCCGAGCUAUUGUAUCCAAUCGGCAGGCCUCAGACUGCUCCUCAGUGCGUCAGGUCUCUGUUGUGCAAUGGGCAAUGCGAUUGCCCAGUAGAAAUUGUCUGCAAAUUACAAACUCAGAUCAAGUACAAAGUAGUUGUGAUGGUCACCCAGAUCAAUCUUCUGAACUAGAUGGAGAAAAUGGUGCAAUUGUUCCUGUGGGUAAUGAGACUGUGUCUUCUCCAUCUUCUCCAAACAGCACUUCAGGAACCUUACCAACAGAAUUAGAGGGUCUUCAUGAAAAAUACUCUGCAACUUGCAGAUUGUUUAAGUAUCGGGAACUUCUCUCAGCGACAUUGAAUUUUAUGCCUGGUAAUAUGAUUGGGAAAGGAGGCAGCAGUCAGGUUUAUAGAGGUUGCCUUCCUGAUGGCAAGGAACUCGCUGUGAAGAUCUUAAAACCAUCUGAAGAUGCAUUGAAAGAGUUUGUUUUGGAAAUUGAGAUUAUAACUACUUUACAUCACAAAAACAUCAUCUCACUGUUUGGGUUCUGUUUUGAGGACAACCAUCUCCUCUUGGUUUAUGAUUUCCUUUCAAGAGGAAGCCUUGAAGAGAAUCUUCAUGGUCAUAAGAAGGAUCCGCUCUCAUUUGGGUGGACUGAGAGAUAUCGGGUGGCUGUUGGUGUAGCAGAGGCAUUGGAGUAUCUGCACAGUAGAGGUGCUCAACCUGUGAUCCAUAGGGACGUAAAAUCAUCAAAUAUACUACUAUCUGAUGAUUUUGAGCCACAGCUCUCUGAUUUUGGACUUGCUAAAUGGGCAUCAACCACCUCGUCAUAUAUAACAUGCACGGAUGUUGCAGGAACUUUUGGGUAUUUGGCUCCUGAAUAUUUCAUGUAUGGAAAAGUUAAUGACAAGAUUGAUGUCUAUGCGUAUGGUGUAGUACUUCUUGAGCUUCUUUCCGGAAGAAAACCCAUAUGCAGUGACUAUCCAAAGGGCCAAGAGAGCCUGGUUAUGUGGGCAAAACCAAUUGUAAACAGCGGAAAGUUUACCCAAUUACUAGAUCCAACCUUAGACAGUAACUAUGACCGCGAACAAAUGGAGAGAAUGGUUUUAGCUGCUACUCUCUGUAUCAGACGUGCACCACGAGCUCGGCCGCAAAUGAGCCUCGUUUUGAAGCUCCUCCAAGGUGAUGUUGAAGUAACCAACUGGGCAAGGCUACAAGUGAAUGCUUCAGAAGGAUCUGAUGCAAUGCUGCAAGCUAAUGCAUUGGAAGGGUCUGACGCAGUGGAUGAUGAAGCCUUUUCACGUUCAAAUCUCCAGUCGCAUCUUAACCUUGCGUUGCUUGAUGUGGAGGAGGUUCUCUCCAUCAGCAGCAUCGAGCAAAGCAUCUCGUUAGAGGACUACUUGCAAGGCAGGUGGAGCCGCUCAUCGAGCUUUGACUAACCACAUUUCUGGCAAAUUGCUAUUUUCUGUGGUGUAAUUCUUUUGUAUAUUCAAUUUUCAUUUUCAUUUUCUUUUUUAAUCUCCGGUUGGCUUCACCUUUUUCUGGGAUGCUUACUGAUGGGUCUUGGAUGAGAGGUUGUUUGCUGGUGUGCCCUCCUCCUCUCCCUUAGUGGUCUUGACUUAGUUUCCCUGUUUGAUGUGCCAGUUUUGUGGUGUUUUUGAGUCAGUUUUCAAUUCUCUUUCAAAUCUGGAUUGAGAACUGUACUUCAAUUGUGAUUGUAUGAAAUUGUGUUAAAAGUGAGUACAAGAAACUGUUGUUACCCAAACAUCUAAAGAAUGUUAAUAAAAGCUAUGCUUCUGGUUUUGCCUGUG
Molecule: messenger RNA, 2865 nt
Organism: Ilex paraguariensis (yerba mate)
Lineage: Eukaryota; Viridiplantae; Streptophyta; Magnoliopsida; Aquifoliales; Aquifoliaceae
Source: the annotation of a GenBank genome assembly